AAUUAUUUUUUCAGAUAUUGUGAUUGCAAUAUGAUUCCCAAUGAGAGGGAAUGAUCAUUUUUGCAUCAUAUUUUACCUUGAAAAUGGCUGCUUCUACCAUUUGAAUAUUGCACUUUACCGUAUUGUAAUUUUGAUAACAUAAGUUCCUGUAAGUAAAGUUUUUAGGCUUGCUCAAAUACGCUUCACAGAAUAGGUGACACACGUGGCAAUCCUUUUGUUUAGCAGUAGCUGUGAUUAAGGCAUUUAUAGGUGUCAUUAGAAACUGACUUCAUGCAUCACAGAAAUCUUUGAAAGUGUUUAGUGGCAGGGAGGCAGAAACCACAUCCAGGAUACAGAGGCUCACUUCCCACGCAGUGAUUUAGAAGAAGUCAAAGGUCCCCCCUGUUGUCACAGAAGUCAUGGACGAGCAGACUGGCUCUCCUGGAGCCAACACCGAAAACAACGGGCAGAGAAAUGGAGAUGAGAAGCCCCGACGUGGCAGCUGGACCAAGGGGAGGAAGAGGAAGAAGCCAAUGAAGGACAGCAAUGCACCCAAGGCCCCCCUAACGGGCUACGUUCGUUUCAUGAACGACCGACGGGAGCAGCUACGGGCAGAGCGUCCAGACGUGCCCUUUCCAGAGAUUACGAGGAUGCUGGGCAACGAGUGGAGCAAGCUGCCCCCCGAGGAGAAGCAGCGAUACUUGGAUGAGGCGGAGCGAGAUAAGGAGCGGUACAUGCGGGAGUUGGAAAAGUACCAGAAGACAGAGGCCUACAAACAUUUCACCAGGAAGGUCCAGGAGAAGCAGAAGGGCAAGCGACACAGGGGAGAUGGUGGGCACCAGGUAUCCAAUGAGGCCCUUCAUGAGAAGGAUGGAGAAGGGAAGGACAGGGCUGUGUUUGACAUACCAAUCUUCACAGAGGAGUUUCUCAACCACAGCAAAGCACGUGAAGCCGAAAUGCGGCAACUGCGUAAGACUAACAUGGAGUAUGAAGAGCGCAACGCAGCGCUGCAGAAACACGUGGAGAGCAUGCGGGGGGCAGUAGAGAGGCUGGAAGGCGACGUGAUGCAAGAGCGGGGACGCAACGGGCUCCUCCACCAACACCUGGAGACCCUGCGCCAAGCGCUCACCUCUAGCUUCUCCUCCUUACCUCUGCCAGGUAGUGGAGAGACUCCCAGUCUUGACACCAUCGACUCCUACAUGAAGAAGCUUCACAGCAUCAUCGUCAGUAACCCCCAAGAACACGAAAAUCUCAUCAACACUGUGAGAGACGUGGUCAACCGCUUGGACAGAUAAUUGGACCAAGUCCAACCGAUUUGAUGGAUUGAGAUUCACAGUGACGUUGAGUAGACGCCGCUCCUUGGCAGCGACUCUUCCUGUCGAUCUGUCAUCCCAAUUGAUUUUAAAACAUCUUUUAUUACUCUGCUAAGGUGAUGUAGGUGAAGGUGAUGUAGCUUCUCAUAUUUAUUUAUUAUUUUUACAUAUUUUUAAAACUAUGUUCACAUUUUAUUAAUAUAGCUGUAGUUUGUUUUAUAAAAUAAUCAGAUGAGAAGACAUGAAACUGUUUUCUGUCACUCACUGGUCCUGUUCUGUCUUCACCAUCCAUUUAUAGCAAAUGCUUCCACAACAAUACCUAAGCCAUUCUCAACCAUAUUCUGAUCAAACAAAAAUGUGUCAGUGGAUUUGUAUUUACCAUAUCCAAGAGAUAUUGUUGAGGAGACUUUCUUCUUUGAUUCUCUGCUGAAGAAAAAAAGUGCCAUUUAUUAUUUUUUUUUUUUUUUUUCCUGUGUGAAAAUGUGUUUGUGUUUUCAAUAAACGUAUUUACAUCA
Molecule: messenger RNA, 1807 nt
Organism: Dicentrarchus labrax (European seabass)
Lineage: Eukaryota; Metazoa; Chordata; Actinopteri; Moronidae
Gene: hmg20a
Product: high mobility group 20A
Exons: 10
Coding region: 399-1274 (291 amino acids)
Biological process (GO): regulation of gene expression
Cellular component (GO): nucleus
Source: RefSeq, a predicted model, not a curated record